UUUCUUUUUUCUUUUUCUUUUUUCUUUCUUCUUUUUUCUUUAUGUCACAGACCAACCCAACUGAACCUGACGAACUGACAAAUCAUUCAGACAGCAGUGACGAGAGCAGAACAGAAGGUAAUAACCGGGCUUGGUCCUCCAUAUCAACGUUCAUGACGUUGCUGGGUGCACGUAAUAACAAUCAACCACGCCAUAAAGAACAAGUAGACAAAAUAGACGAAGAAUUAUCAUGUCCCAUUUGUCAAGACAUCAUGAAAGAAGUGUAUGCUACUCACUGUGGUCAUUCUUUUUGUCAUGAGUGUAUUACACUUCAUCUAGAGAAUCAAUCCGAUUGUCCAAUCUGUAGAUCCAAAUUAACUAGAAAUGGUUUAUACCCAAAUUUUCAAUUGAAUAAGCUUGCUGAUUAUCGUUUGCGUACAUUGAAAGAAAACAUUCCUUUUUAUUCACAUAAAGAUUCUGUUGAAAAAAUCAUUCAAGAUAAUAGACAAGAUCCUUCAGCUAUUGCUAAAUCACUUGCAGAUUCAUUGCCUUCUGAAGACUUGGAAAAGAUAUUACAGGCUGCUAUAGAACAAAAGAAAAAGAUGGAAUUGGAUCAAGAUACUAUCAAACAACAUCUAUUAUGCGAAUUCUUGAAUCAACUCGAGAAAAAGAACAAGAUGGCUGUCAAUGAUCUUAUUUAUGAAAAUGCUUGUAUUACUUCAGACUUAAAAUCAUUGAUAAAUCAAGAAGAUACAACUUGUACUGGUUCUCGGAAAAGAAAAUUCUCAGAAAUCAUUGUGGAUGAUAUAGUAGACAUCAAAAGAGAAACAGAUGUGCCUUUGUCUGAUCCUCAAGAUCCCAUGUUAAAGCGUAUGGAGGAUCGAUUUCAUGAUUUAAAAGAAAUGUACCAUGCUACACUGAUGACAACCCAUGAAUCCAUGCAGAAGCGUCGCAAACUAUUGUAUGAUUUAUCCAGCACAAUUUAUGAGUUAACACGCUAUGACCAUUUUGAACCCUAUGAUACAUUGUAUUAUACAGAUAGUUCUAAAUCACCUUCUUCUAUUGUCUCUUCAAUCGAAUUUGACCGAGAUCAAGAGCUUUUUGCUGUGGGUGGUGUCACAAAAGAAAUCAAGCUGUUCGACUUUAACAGUAUGCAACACCGAAAUCAGAUCCAUUGUCCAUUAAGGGUCAUGGCUUGUGGACAUAAAAUUAGCUGCUUAAAUUGGUCUCCUUAUCUCAAAUCUCAAUUGGCUUCAUCUGAUUAUGAAGGAUUUAUCAAUAUCUGGGAUGUCACGACUGGACGCAAGACACAGACAUUUGAUGAACACAAGCGUAGGGCAUGGAGUGUAGAUAUCAGUCACUCCAAUCCUACCAUGGUAGCCAGUGGUAGUGAUGAUACGACUGUCAAAGUCUGGUCACUCUCUCAAAACAAGUCAAUCUAUACAUUAGAACAAAAGGGGAAUGUCUGUUGUGCUAAAUUUGCGCCUAAUAAUAGUCACUAUUUGGCUGUAGGUAGUGCAGACCACCAUGUCACUUGUUAUGAUCUAAGAUACCCUUCUAGUCCUGUUUAUGUCUAUAAGGGGCACAAGAAAGCAGUGUCCUAUGUCAAAUGGAUCAAUGAUGAAGAAUUUGUCUCUGCAUCUACAGAUAGCACACUUAAACUCUGGGAUAAAGAAUCCGGACAUUGUGUUCGUACUUUCCAAGGACAUCAGAACGAAAAGAACUUUGUGGGUUUGUCAAUAAACGGAGAUUGGAUUUCUUGUGGAUCAGAAUUAAAUAGACUUUAUACGUAUCACAAGAGAUCAACUUUGCCAGUAGCUACAUUUAAAUUUCCUAGAAUAGGAACAAAGAACAAUGAGGAAGAGGAGGAAGCAGAAGAAGAAGAGGAAGAGUCGCCUAUUUUUGUCAGUUCUGUUUGCUGGAAGAAUGGUACAAACAAGAUCUUGGCCGCAAAUAGUAAAGGCAUGAUUAAAGUACUUGAAAUGAAAUAAUCAUUAUGAAACAUCGUACAGGAGUUGUUAUUUUUAUGUACAUGUAUUAAAUAACAAUGCGCUAUUUUUUUCUUCUCUUU
Gilbertella persicaria is the source of this 2050-nucleotide messenger RNA. Its product is annotated as WD40-repeat-containing domain protein. Gene Ontology annotation, molecular function: protein binding; ubiquitin protein ligase activity. Lineage: Eukaryota; Fungi; Mucoromycota; Mucoromycetes; Mucorales; Choanephoraceae. The record is from RefSeq and is a predicted model, not a curated record. Bases 42 to 1970 code for a protein of 642 amino acids. The transcript has 11 exons.